AUGUCAACUUAUGAAUUUCAAGAAACUUUGGAAAAACUUCCUAUUCCUGAUUUAAAUCAAACUUGUGGAAAUUAUUUGAAUGUUUUACGCCCAUUACAAACGGAACAAGAACAUAUUAAGACUAAAAAUGCCGUUGAAAAUUUCCUUAAAAAUGGUACUGGUCAAUAUUUAGAUGCAGCAUUACGUGAAUAUGCUAAAACCAGACCAAGUUAUAUCGAACAAUUUUGGUACGAUUCUUACUUAAAUUAUGAUUCUCCUGUUGUUUUAAACUUGAACCCUUUUUUCUUAUUAGAAGAUGAUCCUUUCACCAACGAGUCUAGUUCUGUUAAUCCUCAAGUUAAAAGAGCAACUAGUUUAGUCAUGUCUUCUUUGAAAUUCAUUCAAGCAUUGAAGAAUGAAACUUUAAGUGUUGAUACUUUGAAGAACGGCAAACCGUUAUGUAUGUAUCAAUAUACUAAAUUAUUUGGUGCUUCAAGAAUUCCAUCUAAUGAAGGUUGUGUGAUGCAAAGUGAUCCUACAAGUAACCAUAUUGUGGUUAUGUCCAAAUCACAAUUUUACUGGUUUGAUGUUUUGGAUAGUAAGAAUAACUUGAUUUUAAGUGAUGCCGAAUUGAAUGUCAAUUUCCAAUCUAUUAUUCAUGAUUCUUUAAGAACUCCUCACGAUGAAGUUGCUAAAAGUUCCUUUGGUGUUUUAACUACCGAAAACAGAAGAAUUUGGGCAAACGUUAGAAACAAUUUGAUGUCCACUUCAAACAAUAAAGUUAAUCAUGAAGUUUUAUCAAUUAUUGAUUCCGCUUUAUUUGUUUUGUGUUUUGAUGAUAUUGUCAUCAAUGAUUUAUCUGAAUUAUCAAAGAACAUGCUUUGUGGAUUAUCUAUUUUGGAUAACGGUAUUCAAGUUGGUACUUGUACCAACAGAUGGUAUGAUAAAUUACAAAUCAUUGUCACCAAAAAUGCUAAAGCUGGUAUUAAUUUUGAACACACUGGUGUUGAUGGUCAUACUGUUUUAAGAUUUGUUAGUGACAUUUACACUGAUUCUAUUUUAUCAUUUGCUAAUUCCAUCAACAGCAAUGCUCCUUCAUUAUGGAACACCACUACUAACUACAAAGAAUUAGAUGGGGAAGAUUUAAUCACUGUUCCACGUAAGUUAGAAUGGGAAUUAACUCCUGAUUUAUCUUUGGCAUUAAGAUUUGGUGAAACUAGAUUGUCUGAUUUAAUCAAUCAAAAUGAAUUCCGUCAUUUGGAAUUUAAAAACUAUGGUUCUACUCAAAUUAAGAAGAUGAAAUUUUCUCCAGAUGCUUUUGUUCAAAUGGCAUUUCAAGCUACUUAUUAUGCACUUUAUGGUAAAGUUGAAUGUACUUAUGAACCAGCCAUGACUAAACAAUUCUAUCAUGGUAGAACUGAAGCUAUUAGAACUGUUUCUCAAGAAUCAAACUUAUUUGUCCGUAAAUUCUUUGAUUCAAGUGUUUCAAUUCAAAAGAAAUUAGAAUAUUUGAACCAAGCAUGUACCAAACAUUCACAACAAACUAGAAUGAGUUCUGCUGGUCAAGGUGUUGAUCGUCAUUUAUAUGGGUUAUUUUGUAUUUGGAAAAGAUAUUUACAAGAUGCUGAAAGUAACGAUGAUAAGGAGCCAACUUCAACUGAAUUAUCGAGAGAUGAUACAAUUAUCGCGCAAACUGAUUCAAACACCGAUGAUGAUGAUUCAACUACUAUUGUUGGAAAUCACAACAAUUUGAAAAAUCCAGAUUUAUUGAAAACUAUUCCUGAAAUUUUUGCUGAUGCUGGUUGGGAUAAGUUGAAUAAUACAAUCAUUUCCACUUCAAAUUGUGGUAACCCUUCAUUGAGAUUAUUUGGAUUUGGUCCAGUUUCAGCUAAUGGUUUUGGUAUUGGAUAUAUUUUAAAGGAUGAUUCUAUUUCCAUUUGUGCAUCUUCAAAGCAUCGUCAAACUCAAAGAUUUUUAGUUACUUUGAAUUCUUAUUUAUUAGAAAUCCAAAAUAUUUGGAAACAAGCUCAAUCUAUGGAAAAAUUAAAGAUUGAAUUAGAAAAAGCCAUUGGUAACAACAACAAAGAAACCACCAUUGCUGCUACUCCGGAUGGUGCUCUUGUUGAACCAAAACCAAAUAACUUGAGUACACUUUUGGGUGGGUAUGGUUAUUUCGAUAUGGGUGAAGAAGAUAUUAAAAGUAGAGGCCAAUCUCCAGAACCUCCAUUCUUACACCGUGCUGGUUCUGGUUUCAGUAUUCGUGAAAUUGGGAAGAAAUUGAGAUUGAGUGAAUACUAG
Messenger RNA from Candida tropicalis MYA-3404, 2277 nucleotides. It is a transcript of the gene CTN1, whose product is annotated as carnitine O-acetyltransferase. The record is from RefSeq and is a predicted model, not a curated record. Gene Ontology annotation, biological process: carnitine metabolic process. Bases 1 to 2277 code for a protein of 758 amino acids. The transcript has a single exon. Gene Ontology annotation, cellular component: mitochondrion. Lineage: Eukaryota; Fungi; Ascomycota; Pichiomycetes; Serinales; Debaryomycetaceae. Gene Ontology annotation, molecular function: carnitine O-acetyltransferase activity.